GCUGUCGAUGGGAUUAAACCCGAGUUGAGGUAGAGCGUUGGGAAUGCAAGUUGCAAUCCCGAGUCCGGCGACAGAAGGGCGAUUUGUCCCUUUCUCUGUUUGUAUCCGUCUGUCAAAUGGUGUGGACAGCAGAAGCAGAACCCAUGGCGCUAUUUGUGCCAACACAACUCAUUCGAAUUCCAACAAAAAUCUAUGGAGCUCUCUUCUGCUACUCUGCGGACAAAGACAAAAGCAGAUUAUCCUCAGCGGCUCCCUACCUCAUUGGGGAUUUGGAUCAAUUCUGGCCUCGAAAAUAGCAAGAAAGAUUGUGCCUCACAUAUUCUUAACAUUUCAUUUUGGGAAGUAGGAGAAAAAUCUGUAACAAUGGCAGAUGACGGUGAGAAGGCAUUUUAAUAAGUACGGAGGAAUUGCAGUUUGGUAUUGAAGAUGAUGCCGUGCUUAAGCGCAAGUAGGGGCUACAGGCCCUCCCCGUUUUCCUCUCCAACAUCAACAACAUGUUCAUCUUCUUGUGCUGUAGUCUCUGAUACGAAGAGUACUAGUAUUUCCUCUAGUGGGUCAGAAAUCAGUAGCCUCGUUGUCCCACAGAAGAAGGCCAGAACAAGGCGCAAGAGGCCCCAGCAAAUGUAUAAUGAAGCAGCGGCAGCGCUUUCUGCCAUUUAUCCCAAAAUUUUCUCCCAGAGGAAUUGUGGGCCUCAUCGAAAAAAGAUUGAUUCCAAGGUAUGGAAAAAAAUCGAGCCCCUUAGAUUUAAGGAAGUUGGGGCUCCUGAAUUGUUAUCACAGGAAGUUCCUACAUUGAUUGGAAGAGUGAGAGAAGUCGAAGAAACUGAGCUUCUGUAUAACGAGGGAAUUCCUCCCGAGUUGAAAUGCGGGAUUGGGGACCAGUCUUCUCGCAGGCAAGUCUCCCGUCUGGUAGAAAAUGAUUCAGAUGAUUCAAAGUUCAAAUCCCUUUCUCUGUCGGAAGUGGAAGUUGAUGUUUCGAGUCCUUCGUCGUAUGAUAGCGGGGGUAGUGAAUACAAAUGCUUUUUGGAGUCCAGUGAUGGUGAUAUUGAUGGGGGCAUUAUGAGCAGCAUCAUGGGAAGUGAUGCAAAUCCUGAGACAGAGGAUGGUUUUGGAGUUUUUGGAUUUGUACAAGGGACUGAAUACAACUUGCAGUCUUCUGCCAUUAGGGCUCUUCGACGGACUUCCGACUCUAUGGUUUGCCCUGUUUUUGACUAUUCAUUUCCCAGGUUGAAGCUUUCUGAUAGGAGUAUGACAGAGGAGAGAAAUACAGUGUUUUUUUCUUCUCUGGAUUUGUUGAAACGAGAUGAUUACCAGCACAGGCUUAAGCUGCAGUUAAACUAUGAAGAUGUUAUCAACGCUUGGUCGGACCGAGGCCCGCUCUACACAGUUGAAGUUCAAGACCCACAAAUGGUGCCUGAUGAUUCUUAUUCUGAUCCCAUGGCAACAAAUAUGAUCUUUGAUGUGGUUCCGGAUCUUGGGUUCUGGAGUUCUGCAGGAGAUGGAUUUUAUGGACAAAUGGACGAUAGGUCAAGCACAGUAUUGGAGGAUGGGAGGAUCAAUGGUUCAGGAGUUAGAGAAGCCAGUGUACUUCGUUAUAAAGAGAAGCGAAGAACAAGGUUGUUUUCCAAAAAAAUACGAUAUGAAGUCAGAAAGCUCAAUGCAGAGAGACGCCCACGAAUGAAGGGAAGGUUUGUGAGAAGGCUGGGAGAUCUGUAAAACAAGCUAUUCUUUUAUUCAAGAUUUAUAAUAAGGUGCAGAUGCUUCAUACUGAACUGGCCAAGGACACUUUCUUCUCGAAGAACAUGCAAGAUAUUGCUGCAGAAGCAUAUUCAUUUAAUUAGGAAUCCAAAGGUUGCAGAGUUGAGGUUAUCAACUGCAAUUUGUGUUUUUGCUUUCUUUCACUCCGGCUUUCAGCUAAACAAAACUAAUUUGUUUAGCUAUCCCACCCCAUGGUUUCUGCAGAGUUUGCAGAGAGAUUACUUUUUUCUUUCUUGUUGCUUGCUUUUGCACUAAGCUCUUCAAUUGCAUCCACAAUAAGUUUGGCUUCUAUUCUGCCAGAUCUCUGUCUUCCACAGUUUUGAGAGUUCAGUUAAGAAGAAUAUUUAGAAAAUGAGUUAAGUGGAGAAAAUUUGCUCCAUUUUUUAGAACAGUUGUUUCCUCAAUGGUCCCAAGCUGGCCAGCCGGUGAUUUCAUUUGUCAACUGCAAUAAUGCAUGAAAAUAGAAUCAAACAAUUUUUUUAUUACAUAUAAUAGGUAUGGGCGUGUUCAUUACAUGAAUAGCAGGUUUCUUUA
Molecule: messenger RNA, 2292 nt
Organism: Cryptomeria japonica (Japanese cedar)
Lineage: Eukaryota; Viridiplantae; Streptophyta; Pinopsida; Cupressales; Cupressaceae
Product: protein CHLOROPLAST IMPORT APPARATUS 2
Exons: 3
Coding region: 427-1716 (429 amino acids)
Biological process (GO): regulation of DNA-templated transcription
Cellular component (GO): nucleus
Molecular function (GO): protein binding
Source: RefSeq, a predicted model, not a curated record